This is a messenger RNA of Racocetra persica, 188 nucleotides long. Lineage: Eukaryota; Fungi; Glomeromycota; Glomeromycetes; Diversisporales; Gigasporaceae. The record is from the annotation of a GenBank genome assembly.
AUGAUGAGGUUGCAGAUAUUGUUGUAGAUUUGUCAUCACAUAAUAAUCUUGAAGCUUCUAAAGUUGCUCAAGCUAUGGAAAAAUAUGUUCAAAUAGUUGAUAAAUCUGUUGCAACAGAAGGAAUGCUUAAUAAACAAGAAAUAAUUUGCAUAGUUCAAGCUAAAAAAAUGAACAAGAACAAGAAAGUG